ACAACCGAAAAAUUUUGAGAUAUAGUUUUUUUUUCAUUUUAUAAGUGACCAUACUUACGCUGCAGUAGUGUAUUAGCGUAUUAAAUUUAUUGUCACCGUAAUUAAUUAUAAGUACUGUUUUGUAUAAGAUUAUUUAUCACCAAAAGCAGAAAAGUGAUAGUGCACACGACAUAUGUCAUCAAAUGUACAUACACUGCAGAAAAACACCGAACCCUUACAACAUUAAUCAGAUCGUUGGAAAAUCAACAAUUCCUUAAACAAUAGUAUCAUCAUAUUAAAAUCAGCAACGGCGAAGGGAACCUAUACUCUUUUCGGAGGUGGUUAGAUGGCAAGAAACUGCAGUAACAGAAAAGUUUUCGAGCGUAAAAUGAUCUAACCUCAAAAAUAUAGAAGGAAGUAAGAAAGAGGAGGAGAGGAAGCUUAUUUACUAAUCCGUCUCUUUAUUUUAUUAACGCCUGUAUACCAAAGGCAUUCAUGUCGACAUGUCUUGCGAGGCUUGCUCCAUCAAAUUUUCCCUUUUCAAGAGAAAAAAACAAUGUAUGGACUGCUUACGUUAUUUUUGCACAGAAUGCGUCAUAAGGCGCUUCGACAGAAUAUUGAGCUGUGACAAUUGCAGUAUGCUCUCUCGCAGACCUCUUAUAAGAAGCCAAAUAUUGCAAAUGCGAUCCAAAUAUUUGCGACAAUACCUUUUGGCAAAGAAAGUUUCUCUUAGAGGAUGCAUAGAAAAAGAAGAUUUGGUGAAUUUACUAAUUAUUUUUGCUAAUGGUACCGAUGUGAUAAGAAACAAUGAUAGAAUAGGAAAUACACCACAAACCCAAGCAAACGAAAACAGAAGAAAUACUCACGAAAAUAGAACAGGAUUCCAUGAGUAUAGGGCAGAAUCUAAUGACGGUAGGCAGUCAAAUCGUCCUGAAGUACUUGAAACGAAUGAAAAUACUUCGGUACGUCGAUCUAGAAGUCCACAAAAUAAUGAAAGAACAGUUGGCCAUGUUACUACCCCCGAAGAAGUUCAAGAACCAGUGGCCAGUAGAGUAGAUCACCAUGUUGAAAUUGAGGAAGUAUCUGAGGAGGACGAUAUUGAAAUUCAAGUUUCAGAAAAUCACGAAACUGACGGAAACCAAGGACCUGAACCUGUGAUAACUGAACAUGAUGAAGUGUUGGAGGUACCUAACACUGAAGGUAUCCAAGAGAGUAGUAGAAUGUGCUCUGAAAUACAAACGUGGACGGGUACUGUAAAAUUGUCAGAUAUAAAAGAAUUGUCAGAUUUAGAAAAUUUAAGCCCAAAACAGCUUAAAGAUUUACUGAGUAUGAACAGAGUUGACUUUAAAGGCUGUGUUGAAAGAUGUGAACUCCUAGACAGAGCUUGUAGAUUAUGGGAAGAAUAUAAAAAAUCUAGAACAGUUAUCGAAACGGCAGACGAGGAUGCACUUUGUAAAAUUUGUUUGGAUGCUCCAAUAGAAUGUGUGAUAUUGGAAUGUGGACACAUGGCGUGUUGUAUUAAUUGUGGAAAACAAAUGUCCGAGUGUCCUAUAUGUAGGCAGUAUGUUGUUCGUGUUGUAAGGUUUUUCAAGGCCUGAUUAAUUGAUUUUAAAAAAUUUGGUGAUAUACAUGUAUAAAAAAAAAAAAAUACAGUUAUUAUUUAAUUUAACACGCUAAAUCAAAUUAAUUGUUUUCAAUAUAACUAUUGAUUUUUAAAAUUUUUAUCUUUGUCAAUGCAACGUAUAUGUACGAGAUUGUAAAAAGUUAUAGUUUUAAGGAAAGUAAAAUAUAUUUAAAUACCAUCUUCAACAUUAUACUCUCAUUAUAUGAAUUCAAUGAAUUUUCGAUAGCUUUUUAUUAUUAUUAGUAAUAUUUCAUUAUAAUUUGUAAAUUGUCUACUAAUAUUAAGUGAUAUGAUACAAAAUCAUGCCAACUCUUAAUCAGGUUGAGAUCGUAACAUCAAGUCAUGCUAAAACUACAGAGUAAUUAAUAUGUAGGUUGUUUUCUAUGUCAUUUCAUAAAAAUAAAACAAGAUAAGUUAUUAACAAAAAAAUUUACUAUUUUAAAUAAUGCC
This is a messenger RNA of Copidosoma floridanum, 2053 nucleotides long. Its product is annotated as E3 ubiquitin-protein ligase RNF34. Gene Ontology annotation, molecular function: ubiquitin protein ligase activity. Gene Ontology annotation, cellular component: cytoplasm; plasma membrane. Gene Ontology annotation, biological process: protein K48-linked ubiquitination; proteasome-mediated ubiquitin-dependent protein catabolic process; negative regulation of extrinsic apoptotic signaling pathway via death domain receptors. NCBI's taxonomy places the organism in Eukaryota, Metazoa, Arthropoda, Insecta, Hymenoptera, Encyrtidae. The record is from RefSeq and is a predicted model, not a curated record.